Olea europaea var. sylvestris is the source of this 1359-nucleotide messenger RNA. Its product is annotated as transcriptional regulator STERILE APETALA. The coding region runs from base 1 to 1359 and encodes 452 amino acids. Lineage: Eukaryota; Viridiplantae; Streptophyta; Magnoliopsida; Lamiales; Oleaceae. Gene Ontology annotation, molecular function: protein binding. Gene Ontology annotation, cellular component: preribosome, large subunit precursor. The record is from RefSeq and is a predicted model, not a curated record. The transcript has 3 exons.
AUGUCAACAUCUUCUUCUUCAUCUACUUCACCGGCAGAAGAAGUCCAAGGAGGAGAUGGUGGCGAGGGCCAGGGCGGGGGCGGGUUUGAAGGGCCGUCGUCGUCUCGUAGGCGGAUGCGCUCAAGCAAUGGUGUUUGGCCUGAUCCAUUUGUUGAAGCACUUGCAUUCCAAGUAGCCAUUGAUGCUUCUCGUAACAUUGGCCGCCUUGCUGCUGCUCAAGCUCUCUUCAACAUUUUUCAGGUAUGUUCUACAUGGCGAGCCAUAUCACGAUCCGAACGUUUAUGGCAAAACGUGACACAACAUAUCUGGAAUAUCAGGCAUCGCCUUCAUGACACUUGGCGAGAGGAGUACAUAUUCCGCCACCGCACAGCCGCCAACUUCCGCCUGCACAGAUAUGAAUACACCACUCUUCAUUUUGUCCCUACAGAUAGCAACAACAGUGACAGCCUCUCUUGCCGUCGCCUGGCUCUCUCUGACCACCACCUAGCAGCCGGCUUCUUUGAUGGUUCUGUUCAACUAUUCCACCUUCCCACUAGGCUCCACCUCUCUACCUUCUAUCCUCAGCCUCGUGAUCGCCUUGGUCACUUCUCCACUGCUAUAUCAGGAAUCAUAUUAUCCGAUACUCAGCUAGUAUUCGCCACACUAGAUGGUGAUAUUCACAUUGCGGUCAUUAAUGCUGUUGCCCCACUACGCCGAGCCCUUGUUGGAGAUGUGGUUAAUGACGGUGUUUUAGUCGACUUCACAGGCAGUAACCAGUGGUGGGUUGGCCUCUAUGCAGGUGCUCCAGGCCGUGCUUUUCAUGUGUGGAAUAGUGAAACCGAAGAGCUAGUUUAUGUUGGUGGUGUACUAACAGAUCCAGAUGCAGUGAUGGGGUGGCAUUUACUGAAUGAAUUAACCGAACUUAUUGGCCGAGUUCGAGUGGCAAGCCACGGAACUGCAGUGGCGUGCACAAGCCUUAGGAUUCUUGUUCUUGAUUUGACAAACCAAGGGAUAGUAUUGCAGGAAGAAGAAAUCCCAAGGGGAAUCACUGUCAGCUGCUUCGAUACCAACGAAGAAUCGAUGGUAAUAGUCGACUCGCGGACCAUGGCUAGCGUCCGCCGGGUGGAUACUUUGGAGGAGAUUUGUAGGUUCAGAGUUAGAGGAGCCUCUCAGAGAGGCAUUUUGGGAUGUGUAAAUGGUGGAUAUGGACUAAUGUGUGCAGGGGGUGUUAUUAGGGUUUGGGAAAUAGAGCAUGGAUCAUAUUUAUACAAUUUUAGAGAGAGGAUAGGUAAAUGCAAUGCCCUUAUUGCUGAUGAAAGGCAUGUCGCUGCUUGUUCUGCAGAUGCCACUAUUCAUUUGUGGGAUUUUGGGGCUCAAUAG